Messenger RNA from Syngnathus acus (greater pipefish), 2373 nucleotides. RefSeq names its product BCL2 associated athanogene 3 (gene bag3). Bases 112 to 1776 code for a protein of 554 amino acids. The record is from RefSeq and is a predicted model, not a curated record. Lineage: Eukaryota; Metazoa; Chordata; Actinopteri; Syngnathiformes; Syngnathidae. Gene Ontology annotation, biological process: protein stabilization; muscle cell cellular homeostasis; negative regulation of striated muscle cell apoptotic process. The transcript is spliced from 4 exons. Gene Ontology annotation, molecular function: protein-folding chaperone binding; adenyl-nucleotide exchange factor activity. Gene Ontology annotation, cellular component: cytosol; cytoplasm; membrane.
UGUAUCCAGCGCUGUCCGCCCCCAGCAUUAACCCAGCUAUUUCGAGAAACUUCCAGCCCACUCUCCCACGUCACUUGAAGGAAUCUUUAAAGCGUCCGUCGCCGAUAUUAAAUGUCUCAGUGCUGGGCAGCCAGAAGCAUGAACGGCAUGAAGACGCAGUCGCCAACAACGACGAUGGCGAAUAACGACAACGACCCCUUGCCCCUCGGUUGGGAAGUCAAAAUUGACCCCCAGACCGGCUGGCCCUUCUUCGUGGAUCACAACAGCCGCACCACAACCUGGAACGACCCCAGACACGACACGAAUAAGGUUAGGGAAAUGUCUCCAAAUGGACCCAGCACACCACCAGAACCAAGCCCUCAGGAGACGCAGAAGACCUUUGUAAAAGAGAUGAAGCACCCCAUCCUUCGGCCUGGUUAUGUCCCAAUCCCAGUCUUCCAUGAAGGUGCUGAUCUCAAACAGCAACAGCACCCGUGCUAUUCGUACAUCCACCCAACCACCGCGCAGAAUAUCAGGACUGAGGGGCGGAUACCUUCGCCGACACCGGGGUUUCAUUGUAGGCCUAGAUCGCCUCUCCAUGGACCCGCUGACAGCUGCUCUACGGGGCGUGGAAAAUCCAGCUCUCCUGUAUCGCAAACAGCGGAGGUUUAUGCUGUCCCGCAUAACCAUGUCCCACGGCCCAGCAGCACUGGUCUCCAAGCAGGUUACAUCCCCAUACCAGUAAUCCAUGAGGGUGGAGGAGGCCAAACACAAGCACAGCCUCAGUUAAAUCAACGCAUCCCCUAUGCAGAGCAUCAGCAACCCUUCCACCACCGCCUUCAGCAAGACGAAUGGCCCGCCUAUUCUUCAGCAAUGCAGCCACCUCGAGAAAGGGCCUCUCCCGUAUUGUAUCCCCAGCAACGAGACAUCGCUGCUAUUCACCUACCACAUCAUAUCAGAAGUCAGUCACCUGUUGUAACACAGGUUCUGGGUGAAAGACCGCAGCAUGUCAUCAUGAGAGAGCCACCUCAGAGAGUGGAGCAGGAACAAGUGAGCCCUCCGCAAAAAACAGAAAAUAUCCAGGUUACACAGCCUUUACGCACAGAUGGCGAUGGCCAAAAGGCUCCUUUUCAACAGCCUCAGCAACAUCAACACUUCCAACAACCUCCACCUCAGCAACAUCAACACUUCCAACAACCUCCACCUCAACAACCACAGCAGUCGGCGCAGGCAUCGCCUCGGGCAUCGCCUCGGGCAUCGCCUCAAGCAUCGCCGCAGUCCGAGCAAUUACCACAACACUUCCCUGAGCCCCAUCAAGAAGAGCAAAACACCGCCGACGUCAUUUUCCAAACGCCGUCGGAACCAGAAGCGCAUGACGCAGCGGCGGCCGUUGCCACAGAAGUCCCACCUGUAAAAGUAGAGGCCGAACAACCGCCCCAGUGUCCCGUCCACCCAGGUUUGGCCAAAGUACAGAAGAUAGUUGAGCGGGUUGCUAAUCUAGAAGAGGAGGUGAAAAGCUUUGAAGGAAAAAAGAAUGAUAAGAAAUAUUUGUUACUGGAGGAACUGCUGACCAAAGAGCUCUUAGCGUUAGACUCCGUCGAUCCAGAAGGUCGCGCGGACGUACGGCAGGCGAGAAGAGAUGGAGUCCGUCGCGUGCAGACCAUACUGGAGGCACUGGAGCAACUGGAGGAGGCACCCACGAGGCCUGCCUUGGCGGCGGGAGACAGCCCGGCACCCAAAGGAGAGCCCAGCAUGAUCACCAAGGAGAAUGUUGAGAUGGCAAAGGAGAUAUCCUAACAAGAAGUGUUUGUUUGUUUGUUUGCUCGUCAACAAAAUCACACUCUGCUCAGUAUUUGUGAAAGUUGCAUGCGUUCAUUAACAGUGUUGGUAUUUCUUGCCAUUCGCCACGUAAUCGACGGGAGCUCUGUGCUGUCAUGUUUUUUGAGAUGACAUCGUUGCCUUCAGUAUUGUGCCAGUGUUUUCAUAAUAAGACACCAGUCAAGAGCGAGGUGUUGACAAAGUCAAAUUUGAUGAAGAGGCCUUUAUCGUACAAUAAAAAAACAAAAGUAUUUUCUUAAUGAAUGUUAUGUCUGUAUUCAAUAUCGUAUGAAGCUUUUCUCAAUCCAGUCGGCACAUUUGUUUGUAAACAGUGCAUGAAGAGUGCAAACAUUUGGGGCUUUGGAGCUAAACUCGCUGCAAAAUGUUGUCAACACAAAAGCAUUUCCCCUUUAUUACAAUGUUGGAGUUGCUAUGUGGCAUAAAAAAAAAUUGAGUUUGUCAUUUACGAUGCUGCUUUUUGGUACCUGAGUUAUUUUUGUCAUCUUUGCACUUCAUCAUGGAAAUGUAUCACACUGAAAUGAUCAGCAUCAAUUUUGAAAUAUUUGUUUCACCAAU